CAGAUCUCCCGAGUGUAACAUGUGUGCUAUGUGACUGUGAUGUAAACCCUUUGAUGAAUGUCCUUACUGCUUCUCUUUUUCCAAUAGAUCUAGCUGUCCUCGCUUUAACACCUACAUAACAAAGGCAACCAUGAGAAAAUGAAGUGUACUGAAUCACUCAGAAGGGGAAACUUUACAGAAUGCUAAUCCAGAGAUAAAGGCAAAUCCUUUUCAUUUGUCUUACGCCUAAUGUCUUCCAACAUUCAAGAAGGCCCAAAUUUGGCUAUGAAUGUGAGAUACAGCAAAGGUGCCCGAGAAGACAGCCGACAGAGAGAGGAGAGCCUUGUGGAAAUCCUCGACAAUGUGGACACAUUUCAUGUUUCAAAACAGGAUGGAGAGCAUCUUCCAGCUUCAAAAAGAACCCACUUCAGGGCUGCUGCAGCGGCUCUAGGUCUCCUGUUUGUCUUGAUUCUUGCCAGAGUCGUUUUCCAUUCCAGAGUCUAUAUUUCACUGACUUUGGAAAAAGAACAGCUGCAGAACAGAAUCGAGGAGCUGCAGGCCAGUAAUGACAUCCUGAGGAACAAUGACUGCUGGGAUAAGAAUAACCACACAGCAUGGAUGAAAUUUGGGUGCAGUUGUUACUACAAAUCUGCUGAGAUGAAAAACUGGACGGAGAGCAGGAGAGACUGUAAGGCCAGAGGAGCAGAUCUAGUGGUAAUAGGCAGCCACAACGAAAAGGAUUUUAUAAGUAAACUGAGUAAACCUGAAACUACCUGGAUCGGUCUGCAGGCAGUGAAAAAAAAAGCAGAUUGGGCUGAUAAAUGGAAAUGGAAUCCAGUGGACCAAUCACCACUGACAUACGGUGCCUGGAAGAACGGCGUUGAAGUGAACCCUGUGCACAGGGCUCUGUCCACAGCAUAUGUAGAUCUGGAAGGAACAUGGACACAAACCAACAAUGGUUCCAAAAGAUGGAUCUGUGAGAAACAGAUCUCCCGAGUGUAACAUGUGUGCUAUGUGACUGUGAUGUAAACCCUUUGAUGAAUGUCCUUACUCCUUCUCUUUUUCCAAUAGAUCUAGCUGUCCUCGCUUUAACACCUACAUAAUAAAGGCAACCAUGAGAAAAAAUACUAAACUAAAAAGUAUGCUAAAAAAUGUCAAAACGUUUUUCUUUCAAAUGAAAAAAGGUUCCAACAUUGUACCAUUGGUCGAUUUGGUUUAAUCCUAGCAGUAAUGCAAUUAUCAGGGUGUCACCAGAAUCACAGCAGGUCUGCCUUACAGUAGUCAGUUUUAGUAUUUUAUAGAACAAUCGAGUAUACUCCAGGUACCAAAAUAAGAAAGUAAUGUCACUUGAAAACUUUGUAACUUUUGGAUUGCCUCAAUAACAAAUCAGCAAAUAAAAACAGCAGAAAAUAAAUAUCAGGAAGAUGACUUAAACUUAAACUGAUGUUAAUAUGCUUUUUAGGAUAUAGUGAUACUCUAAGCUGUGUUGUUGUUUGGAGUGACCGCACAUUUUGAGUGACUAUCAAAAUAAAAGUUGGAGAUUCUUCCUCAAACCUUGUUGCAAAUGU
This is a messenger RNA of Eleginops maclovinus (Patagonian blennie), 1547 nucleotides long. Its product is annotated as CD209 antigen-like protein A. The record is from RefSeq and is a predicted model, not a curated record. The coding region runs from base 229 to 981 and encodes 250 amino acids. Lineage: Eukaryota; Metazoa; Chordata; Actinopteri; Perciformes; Eleginopidae. The transcript has 6 exons.